This is a messenger RNA of Eupeodes corollae, 1435 nucleotides long. Its product is annotated as pyridoxal kinase. The record is from RefSeq and is a predicted model, not a curated record. Gene Ontology annotation, biological process: pyridoxal 5'-phosphate salvage. Gene Ontology annotation, cellular component: cytosol. The coding region runs from base 315 to 1226 and encodes 303 amino acids. Gene Ontology annotation, molecular function: pyridoxal kinase activity. The transcript has 4 exons. NCBI's taxonomy places the organism in Eukaryota, Metazoa, Arthropoda, Insecta, Diptera, Syrphidae.
AUUUUUUGUAAAUAAAGUGAUAACAUUUUCCUGGAGUGCAGAAAUAAGAAAAUUUUCUCCACCAAAUCCAAAGCAACAUCAUUAGAAGUAGAACCUCAGCAUUUUCUUUUCCGCUCAGUUCUAAAAGUCUUCAAUAAUUUGUAUAUUUAUCAGUUUUUUGUUUUCCAUUAUUGUGCUCUUAUCUCACCCCAAACAAACUUCUUAUCAAUUAAUCUAUAAUUGUUUUUAUCAAUCUGCGCCAUCAACAUCAGUUCAAAAUUGAACACUAUUUCCAUUGAUAAGUGUCUUAGUUUGGUUCUAUUUUAAUAUUAAAAAUGUCAGAAAACUUAUUGAAGCGAGUUCUAUCAAUCCAAAGCCAUGUAGUCCAUGGAUAUGUAGGAAAUAAAAGUGCAACAUUCCCAUUACAGGUUCUUGGCUUCGAAGUUGACGCAAUAAAUUCUGUGCAACUAUGUAACCAUACCGGUUACAAGUCUAUCAAGGGGCAAGUUCUCGAAGAGAAGGAUCUAAGAGAUCUAUUCGAAGGUCUUGAAGCCAAUGAUUUAUUGCAAUACUAUUCCCACCUCCUCACAGGAUACAUUGGAAACGCAUCAUUCCUUAAGCGUGUAGGAUCUAUAGUAAAAAAGCUCAAAGAGAUAAACCCCAAUCUUGUAUAUGUUUGUGAUCCGGUUAUGGGUGACAAUGGUCAAAUGUACGUCCCUGAAGAACUGCUGCCAAUUUAUCGUGAUGAAAUUGUUCCACUUGCCGAUAUCAUAACACCAAAUCAAUAUGAAGUCGAGCUUCUAACCGAUCGUAAGAUUCUUACCGAAGAAGAUGCAUGGAAUGCAAUGGAUUGGUUCCAUACAAAAAAUAUCGAAACAGUAGUUCUAUCGAGUUCAAAUUUGGGUUCAUCCGGUGAAUUGUUGGCAUUCCUAAGUAAAAAGAAUGGACCUCGUUAUAAGCUAAGCAUUCCAUUGCAAGGAAACGAUAUAUGUUUCACAGGCACAGGUGAUCUUUUUGCAUCACUGUUCUUGGCACAUAGUUACGGCAAUUCCGACUUGAAAGCAGCUCUGGAGAACACUAUUGCUAGUUUGCAAGCUGUUAUCAAACGCACAAUUGAAGCUAUGCCAAGUGAUGUUAAGUCUGGCCAACGAAAGGUCACUUCGCACGAAAGAGAAUUGAAAUUGAUUCAAAGUAAAGAUGAUAUUGAAAAUCCAAAAAUUAUUCUAACAGCCAAACAAAUUGUAUGAUGAUUAAUUUGAACUGAUUUUCUUAAAGGUUAUUGAAUUGAAUGUGAAUGUACAUUAUUAUAAAAUUGUUGUAAAAUAAGCCUUAUAUCUGAGACAAUAAUGUUAGCCAAAAAUUUGUUUUUUGUUGUUGCUUUAGCUGAUUAAUUUUCGUUGUUUUUAUUUGGAAAAUAUAUGCUGCAUUAAUUUUUGUUGUAUUAAUGAAUUAUGAA